AUGCCAGAGCCUACGAAAGAACAAAUCCAAACCAUCUUUAGAAAACUCAAGCAAAACCGCUACAACAAGGCAUGCUUUGACUGCAACGCAAAGAAUCCCAACUGGGCUUCUGUUUCAUUUGGUGUUUACAUUUGUACCGAUUGCUCAUCUGCUCACCGCAACCUGGGUGUUCAUAUCAGUUUUGUUCGAUCCACUGUGCUCGAUUCUUGGAGCUGGGAACAACUUCGCAUGAUGAAGAUGGGUGGCAAUCAAGCUGCUUCAGAGUUCUUUUCAAAGAACGGUGGCAGCAUGAACACCAAUGAUGCUAGAAUGAAAUAUACUAGCAGAACCGGACAACAAUACAAGGAGCUGUUGGCCAAAAGAACUGCUGAAGAUGCUGCUGCCAAUCCAAGAACUGUGGUGAUUGAUAUUUACGAUGGCGCAGAUUCUGGCAUUGAGGAGCCUCCUGCUACACCUCUUCCGCCUAUUCAAGAGCCUCAACAGCAGCCAGAGCCCAUCAACAUCAUCAAAGAGGACAGCAUCAGCAUCACGCCUGUUGAAGAGGAUAAACCCGAAACACCUGUGGUUGAAGCAAAGGCACCUGUUGCCAAGGUAAUCACACCUACUGCGCGCGCAGCACGCUCUUCUGUUGGUGGCGCUCGUGGUCCUCGCAAGUCUGCAAAAUCAGGUAAACUUGGCAUCAAAAAGGCACCCGUCAACUUCAAUUUUGAGGCUGCUGAAGCUCAGGCAAAGCAAGAUUUGGAGCGCAACAUCAAAUACGGCCAGGACGAAGACGAAGAGACAGAGAAAAGCGACAACGACAUUUCCUCAUCACCAUAUACUGCUGAUGCUGCUACCAGUAAGCCACUCUCUUCUCGACUAGCCUAUAUGGACACCAACAGCAAAAACAAAGAAGAUGAAUACGAAAAGCUUGGAUUUGGCAUGAGUCGUAUGAACAUGGAUGAUAAAAAGAGCAGCAUCUCUAUGCCAUCUCAAAGAUCGUAUCAGCAACAAGAGGACGAUAGUCGAACCGCUCGAGACAAGUUUGGAUCUGCAAAGGCUAUUUCGUCUGAUCAGUACUUUGGCAGAAACGAAUACGACCCUGCUAUUUCUGCUGCUGAAUCCAGUCGAUUGUCUCAAUUCACCAGCGCCAAGGCUAUUUCGUCCGAUCAGUAUUUUGGCAGAGAGUCUGAUAUGGACGAUCAAAGAAGCAGAUCUUAUAGCAACAGCAAUGAUAUGGUGUCACUCGGUGAUUGGGAUAAUGUACAGGAUCAAGCCGUAGCUAUGGCAAGAAAGUUUGUUGAUCAAGCUGCGCUGGAUUUAGAUGCUGUCAAGGAUUUGGCUGAAAAUGCUACUAGUAAAGUCAGAAACUAUUUUAAUGCGUAA
Molecule: messenger RNA, 1365 nt
Organism: Mucor velutinosus
Lineage: Eukaryota; Fungi; Mucoromycota; Mucoromycetes; Mucorales; Mucoraceae
Exons: 4
Coding region: 1-1365 (454 amino acids)
Biological process (GO): COPI coating of Golgi vesicle
Molecular function (GO): GTPase activator activity
Source: RefSeq, a predicted model, not a curated record